AUGCCCCUUGUAGGAGCAUGGUUGAAAAUAUGGAUUUAUUUGAGUUUCAUCUUUGGAUGGACAAUAGGUGCACGACCACGAUUUGAUACUUCUACGGAUAUGGGAUUGGUUUUGAUACCAGCUGACGCGGAAGUCGAUUCGGUUAUAUUUCGAUUACGAGCUACCGAUCAGGAUGCAGAUUUUCCUCUUAUUUUUGAAAUCACUGCAACAAUUACACCAGUUGUAAGAAUCGACAAUCUGCCGUGUACGCUCUAUAAUAAAGUGUGCCAGGCUAAUGUAAUUCUAACGAAGCGUCUAAUGGCUGGCCGUCUUCAUGACUUUGCUGUGAGGGUUAAAGACUCGAAGGGUGACUCGAAUUCGAUGCAAGCGACCAUUUCUGUCACGAAUGCUACCACUCAACGCGAUAAAAUAUUCCCGCACAUUCCUUCUCUGAUAAUGGUACCCGAGGUAAGAGUUAAUUGCACUUACAAAUAG
This is a messenger RNA of Vespula pensylvanica (western yellowjacket), 474 nucleotides long. RefSeq names its product cadherin-86C-like. Lineage: Eukaryota; Metazoa; Arthropoda; Insecta; Hymenoptera; Vespidae. The record is from RefSeq and is a predicted model, not a curated record. The transcript is spliced from 2 exons. The coding region runs from base 1 to 474 and encodes 157 amino acids.